Messenger RNA from Coffea eugenioides, 629 nucleotides. Its product is annotated as sm-like protein LSM3A. Gene Ontology annotation, biological process: mRNA splicing, via spliceosome; P-body assembly. Lineage: Eukaryota; Viridiplantae; Streptophyta; Magnoliopsida; Gentianales; Rubiaceae. The record is from RefSeq and is a predicted model, not a curated record. The coding region runs from base 74 to 370 and encodes 98 amino acids. Gene Ontology annotation, molecular function: RNA binding. Gene Ontology annotation, cellular component: P-body; Lsm1-7-Pat1 complex; precatalytic spliceosome. The transcript has 3 exons.
AAGGCAACAUAGCAAAAUACAAACUAAAAGUGUGUAAUCAUCAAAAAAGGGGGGAAUUGGAGGUGGGAGACAAAUGGGGAGCACGGAGGAAGAGAGUGCAGUGAAGGAGCCAUUGGACCUCAUCAGACUGAGCCUCGACGAGCGCAUCUACGUCAAGCUCCGCCACGACCGUGAACUCCGCGGCAAACUCCAUGCCUAUGAUCAGCAUCUAAACAUGAUACUUGGCGAUGUUGAAGAAGUUGUUACAACAGUGGAGAUUGAUGAUGAGACUUAUGAGGAGAUUGUCAGGACCACAAAGCGUAAUGUUCCGUUUCUCUUUGUAAGAGGAGAUGGAGUUAUCUUGGUGUCGCCACCGCUAAGGACAGCUUGAGGAAGAGGAGGAUCUUCUCUUCAUUAGUGUCGUAUUACUACUACUACUACUGUAUUGCUUGCCUUUUCAUUAUUUGUCAGUUUUAGAAUGACUGACUUGAAGCAGAUUCAGCAAUGAUCAAUGGAAUGAGAUUUGAAUUCAAGAAAAAAAAAAAUUUUAUUUUUGGUUGGAUUGUACAAUCAAAUCUUAGUUCAUCGAUUGAACCUAUGUUUGGGAAGAUGUUGAUUUGGGCCUUCUCCAUUUAACUAUUCGUUCAUCA